Molecule: messenger RNA, 909 nt
Organism: Coprinopsis cinerea okayama7#130
Lineage: Eukaryota; Fungi; Basidiomycota; Agaricomycetes; Agaricales; Psathyrellaceae
Product: phosphoprotein phosphatase
Exons: 6
Coding region: 1-846 (281 amino acids)
Biological process (GO): termination of RNA polymerase II transcription
Cellular component (GO): nucleus; mRNA cleavage and polyadenylation specificity factor complex
Molecular function (GO): RNA polymerase II CTD heptapeptide repeat phosphatase activity
Source: RefSeq, a predicted model, not a curated record
AUGGAUCCGAGAAGAGCCAGAGACCCUCGCCUCGCUCAACGUGGGCCAGAUCCUCGACUUCAGCAGCAUCAGCAGAAGCAACCCUCGGUUCAGCCGCCAAUACCACCACCCGUGAGCAACUUGCAACAACAGACCCCAUAUACCAACACAUCCUCGAUACCAGGAUUGGAAGAAAGUUCCUCCUCUUCGACUAUUACUCCGUCUUCUUCGUCUCUCGGCCCACAGCCCGAUGAAAAUGCCGAGCAAUCUGCUCCUGUCAACGGCUACAAACCGCGACCUUUAUUCUGCGUAGUGUGUGCAAGCAAUCAGAACCGCUCCAUGGAAGGUCAUAACGUCUUGUCUAAGGCGGGGUAUCGGGUUAUUUCAUCGGGUACAGGGUCAGCUGUUCGUCUACCCGGGCCCGCAAUAGACAAGCCCAACAUCUACUCGUUCGGAACGCCUUACAACACGAUCUAUGAAGAACUUAGCUCCAAAGAUCCACGCCUAUAUACCGCCAAUGGAUUGUUGCAGAUGCUGGACCGGAACAGGAGAAUAAAGACAGCUCCGGAAAGAUGGCAAGAGACAAGGACUGUCGCCGAUGUGGUUAUUACAUGCGAAGAGCGAUGUUUCGACGCAGUUUGCGAUGAUUUGUUGAACCGAGGGGGCGAUUUGAGCAAACCGGUCCACAUCAUUAACAUGGAAAUUAAAGAUAAUCAUGAAGAGGCCGCAAUCGCUGGAAAAGCAAUGUUGGACUUGGCUGCGGCGAUCGAAGCCACGGAUGAUAUCGAUGAAAAUAUUGAUAAAAUCUUAGAGGCACAGCAAGAGAAACACCCACACAACCUAUUGCAUGCGGUUGCGUAUUACUGACAGAUAGAUACGAUAUCUUGUACUGACAGUUGCGGACGUCGUGCAAUGCAUGCAGUCUCGAUG